AACUUUUAAUGAAAAUGCGACGUUUAUGGUAUUAUUAUCACUAAAUUCAAGUUAGGGAGCACAAAACGUUGGAAAAGAUAUGCAAAUAUCAGGAUUAGGGAGCAAGUUAGGGCUCCGCGAGUAAUCGUAGUGGAAGCAUUACUCGGCCGCUACUUGGCAGUAUUUCCGCAUUCAUGAUAACAACCAGCAGAUAAAUAACUAAAAACUGGGCCACCUCAAGAGGUAUUCAUGCUUUUUUUUCGAUAUUGUGCGGAUUUAUAAGAACUCCCACGCGCCAGGGUUCCGCUCAGCUCGUUAGUCGCUAAUACUAAGUACUAACGUGGUCUUUUUACAAUAAAUUUAAAAUAGCGCGUAUAGUUUUAAAAAAUGCCCGUGGGGACUUUAUCUUAUAUACCGUUGCUUCUCGCAGCAGUUAUACAGUACAACGUUAAAUCUGAAGUAUCCAAUAGCGGAUUACGCAGCAAGUACGAUGGAUAUGGCGAAGAAUGGAUCUUCAUGCCCGAUGGAAACGGAAAACCACAAGUUGCUGUACUCAAAGGAGUGGACGAUAAUGAAGCUCGAGGUGUCUUUGAUUCAUUCCCAAUUACAUAUAUACUAUAUACACGAGAUGGACCAGAAAAAGGAGAAAAUUUGUACACGAACGAUACGGAAGCUUUAAAAAACUCAAACUUUUCUCCAUCGCGAAAGACCAAGCUGAUCACGCACGGUUGGAAAUCUAGUGCAUUCACGUCUAGCAUCGUUAAUAUGAAAUCCGCUUAUCUGUCGCACGACGAUUAUAACGUCAUCCUCGUGGAUUGGGAACCACUUGCUGCCAGCACUUUCUAUCUUGGACCGAUGAAAAAUACCGAUAGAGUUGGAAAGGAUGCUGGAAAAUUCAUUGAUUUCCUAGUUACUGAAACUGGUUUAAAGACCCAGGAUGUUCAUUUCUUAGGACACUCCUUGGGAGCACACGUUGCUGGAAAUGCCGGUGCUGCAACAUUUUCAGGGAAACUUGGUAGAGUCACUGGAUUGGAUCCAGCUUUGCCAGGAAUCCACAUCUUCACGACGGAGGAGGGUCGACUAGAUGCCUCGGAUGCUGAAUUCGUUGACAUUAUACACUCCUGUGGAGGAGUCCUUGGUUUUUUGCAACCUUUGGGUCAAGUAGAUUUUUAUCCCAACGGUGGAACAGCAGUGCAACCCGGUUGUUGUUGUAUUCCAGAAGUGAUGGAUGCCUGUAGUCAUGGACGUUCCUAUCUUUACUUCACUGAGAGUAUUAACUCGAAGACGGGACUAGUUGCCACAAAGUGUGAUACCUGGGAUAAAUAUAUGAGAGGCGACUGCGCAAUGGCCGAGACUGUUCUCAUGGGAGAGCACGUUGACAGAAAUGCCAAUGGUUCUUACUUUCUACGUACAAGAUCCGAAUCUCCCUUUUCGUAUAUAUCGGAAAUUGAAGACAAUAACGUUUAAUACUUUCUGAAACUGGUCAAUCAUUGGU
Cephus cinctus (wheat stem sawfly) is the source of this 1474-nucleotide messenger RNA. RefSeq names its product pancreatic triacylglycerol lipase. Gene Ontology annotation, molecular function: lipase activity. The transcript has 5 exons. Lineage: Eukaryota; Metazoa; Arthropoda; Insecta; Hymenoptera; Cephidae. Gene Ontology annotation, biological process: lipid metabolic process. The record is from RefSeq and is a predicted model, not a curated record. The coding region runs from base 367 to 1446 and encodes 359 amino acids.